AUGGAAGCGCAUUUCCAAUACAAGCGAAUCGAGCGGGCUGCUGUGCAGGAGUUGGCAAAUGGUCAAACUCAAUGCUCUUGUAGCGGGAGUGAAAGUCAGAGCUGUGAGUGCAAAGGACAGCCGAUCGACCCUUCCAUUAGCAGCCAACAGACAGAGUUGGCUUGGGUUGUGCAGUGGGCAAACCCUGAUGACCCAUUGAACCCUGCCAAUUGGUCCAUGUUACAAAAGACUUAUGUGACAUUCCUUGUCUCGUUGAUUGGAGUUUCCGUUACUGCGGCGUCUGCGAUAGAUGCGUUGGGGGUGACGCAAUAUACUGAAGAAUUCCACACGUCCAGGACGGUUGGAUCUAUACCAACAGGAAUUUUUAUGAUUGGAAUUGCCUUUGGCUCCUUGCUUUCAGGUCCAUUCUCGGAGACAUUUGGACGAAAUGGAACAUACCUUGUGACCAUGACUUUAUAUUUGCUGUUCAUCAUGGCCUCUGCCUUGGCCCCUCACCUUGCAAGUCAUCUGGUUUUUCGAUUCUUGGCUGGCUUCUUCGGCUCUAGUCCUUUGAUCUGCUGUGGUGGCACCAUAGCAUAUCUGUGGGAUCCGUUGCACAAGGUCUACGCAUUCUUGAUAUAUGCAAUUCCAGGCUUCGGUGGACCUGUGAUUGGGCAGCUGAUUGGGAGUUUCAUCCCGCCCGCCUUGGGGUGGCGAUGGCUUGAGUGGAUCAUGCUCAUCAUGGGGGGCACGGUACUCGUUUUAGUUUUGCUGCUCCAGCCUGAGACGUACGGAAACCUUUUGCUGUACUGGAAGGCUUCCGUCUUGCGUAAGAAGACCGGCGACAAUCGGUAUAGGGCUCCAAUGGAGACGAGGACCUCUUCCCUGCGUGAUCGUCUCGUCAUUGCGCUAUCCCGGCCUUUUCUCUGGAGUUACACGGAGCUUAUCGUUAUGCUUUUUUCCCUUUACCUGACAUUUGUCUACAUUAUUCUCUUCACUUUUCUUGAAGGCUACCACUACAUUUUUGGAGAGAUUUACGGACUGUCCCCAGGCCUGGUUGGAAUUUCUUGGGCUGCAAUGUUGGUUGGCAUGCUGUUCAUCUGGAUUAUUGCCACUGUGGUGUAUUCUUGGACGGCCAAAGAGCUGAAGCUCACCUCUCGCAUCCGGCCUGAGACUCGACUCUGGUAUGCAAUGCUCGGUGGCGCCCCCGCGCUACCGAUUGGUCUCUUUUGGAUGGGAUGGACAGCACGGACAUCUAUUAGCAUCUGGUCGCCCUUAGUCGCAUCGGCAUUUGUGGGCUAUGGCAUGAUAUCUAUUUUCGUCAGUGCUUACUUGUACAUCAUCGACUCGUACGGGGAGCACGCUGCGUCUGCCCUUGCUUUUAUGGGGUUCAGUCGAUAUCUUAUAUCAGGGGGCACCAUGAUAGCUGGAGUCACCAUUUACGAGAAGUAUGGUGUUGCCUAUACGUUGACUGUACUGGGAGCCAUCAGUGCCGUAAUGGCCAUUGUCCCAUAUGCCUUUUAUAUAUACGGGCCAUGGAUCCGAAAGAACAGCAAGCAUACCAUUGCCCGAGAGUAA
This is a messenger RNA of Clonostachys solani, 1557 nucleotides long. The record is from the annotation of a GenBank genome assembly. Lineage: Eukaryota; Fungi; Ascomycota; Sordariomycetes; Hypocreales; Bionectriaceae.